Molecule: messenger RNA, 2023 nt
Organism: Amorphotheca resinae ATCC 22711
Lineage: Eukaryota; Fungi; Ascomycota; Leotiomycetes; Helotiales; Amorphothecaceae
Exons: 5
Coding region: 175-1575 (466 amino acids)
Biological process (GO): pyrimidine nucleotide-sugar transmembrane transport
Cellular component (GO): Golgi membrane
Molecular function (GO): UDP-galactose transmembrane transporter activity
Source: RefSeq, a predicted model, not a curated record
CACCAAACCAGCCAGCCAGACCUUUCUCAUUCCUUUCUCUCCCACAUACCGCUGGCCUGCACAAAAGGCACUUGCUCGAUUCUCUUCACUUGCGUCUUUCGCUGCUCCGUUGAGCUCUUCCCAAAAAAUUACAUUCCGCUUUGCGCACAACCUUGGUUUCCUAGGCGCCCAGUCAUGGCGGUAGCAGAUGCGCCAGGCGCGUCCUUUAUGGGCGUGCCAAUGAAGCACAUCUCCCUCAUCACACUCACUUUCCAAAAUUCGGCCCUCAUACUGAUUCUUCACUACUCGCGGACAAUGCCCCUUGUUAAUGGGCAUCGAUACUUUACGUCCACGGCCGUCUUCCUCAACGAGGUUGUAAAGCUAGCCGUCUCCCUAACGAUCGCCCUGUAUGAUAUAUCGCGAACCCUACCUCCCUCUACUCCGGCGACGGUCCUUUUCGAACAGUUAUACAUGUCUGUGUUCUCCGGCGACGGGUGGAAAUUGGCUAUCCCGGCAGCGCUGUACACUCUCCAGAAUUCUCUUCAGUACAUAGCAGUCAGCAAUUUAGAUGCGGUGCAUUUCCAGGUUCUAUACCAACUUAAGAUUCUUACAGCAGCUCUCUUCAGUGUUACUAUGCUUGGCAGGUCACUUUCGUCCAGAAAGUGGAUAGCACUCAUACUUCUGACAUUCGGAGUUGCGAUCGUACAAUUACCUGUGAACGACCCAAGCACAUAUUUGCCUCUCAAUGACGAGCAAUCUCGAUUCUAUUUCCCUCGAUCUUUCCACGAGUUAGGCCAACUCACUAAUGGGGCUGCGGAGGCAGCAAGUGAGCUAACGAAACGCGGGGUAGAGGGGUUCGCAGAAUACCUUACGAAGCGGUCUGCUACAUAUGAGGGUAUUCAAGAGGAUCUAGGGCUGGUCAAACCGGUCAUGAAUUACUCGAUUGGGCUCACGGCAGUCUUGGUUGCGGCCACGACAUCCGGCUUGACAGGAGUAUAUUUCGAGAAAGUGCUGAAGGAUUCCAACACACAUGUCACAGUCUGGACUCGAAACGUACAACUUUCGUUCUACUCCUUGUUCCCGGCUCUGAUCAUCGGCGUCAUCUUCAAAGAUGGUGAAGAGAUAGCCCAGAACGGGUUCUUUGAUGGUUACAAUUGGGUAGUCUGGACCGCUAUAAUCUUCCAGGCCGUGGGAGGAGUGCUAGUUGCUAUGUGCAUCAAGUAUGCUGAUAAUAUUGCUAAGAACUUUGCAACUAGUAUUAGCAUUAUCAUUAGCUUUCUUUUCAGCGUUGUGUUCUUUGACUUCCAAGUCACCUUGAACUUUAUAUUUGGCACUGCUGUUGUCAUCUUCGCAACAUAUCUCUACAGUGGGCCGGACCGCAAACGAAAUCGACCUCCCCCUAUCAACAUUGCCAGCUAUGAAAAGACAACCAUUGACAAUGGAUUCACACCAAGAGAGGAGAGGCCGCCAAGGCUGCCCAUAGAUCCCCUCGAGAGCGUCAAAUCUGCCGGCUUGUCUACGUCGAGGCCAAGCUCGCCGAUGAGACAUCAUUCAAGAGUCGGAUCAUCGAGAGGUAAAGUGAAGAGAGACGAUUAACGUGGUUGGCGUUGAAUAUGAUGGUAUGGGACAGGUGGGCGGGUGUUCGGGCACCUUGUAAAAAAAAAGCGAGGAGUUAUCAUCUACAUGACCUGGGAGAGUUUUCAUGUAGCUUGCUGUGGGCAUGAUAUGGCGUUUAUGGAUGGUGGGCUCAGGAGGCGGCUGUCCCGGUAGAUCAUGUCACAUCACGUGACUGGCAGAGGAAAAAAGGGGGUUCAAAGAAGUUCGGACAUCCCUUUGGAUCCUCAAUUUCUCUGCAAAAAUGGAUUUGGAAUUUGUCUACAAUCACGCCAUAUUUCAAGGUCUCCGUAUAUCGUUCUAGAUCCAAUGGUCGUUCGAGUUAGAGCGAGGAGUACGGAGUCAGAUAAAAGAAAGCUUCGAACUGCGAUCAGCUUUCUUUCCUUUCUUUUUCCUUUUUCUUCCCUCUUAUGCUGGGAAUCUGCAGCAG